AUGCCCAAGACAAUCUUGUUCUUUACGAAUUCCGAUUACGGCCAGGCUAAUGUGGUCCUAGCUGCAGCGUACGAGUUGGCUAUUCUGGCCAAUGAUGUUGAGAUUCAUAUUGCGUCCUUUGAGGGCCUCGAGCAGGCAGCCCUUAAGACCAAUCAGCUCGUUGUGGAUAAUUCUCCGGGCAAGCAAUCAUCGCGCCUGAUUUUCCACAGACUGCAUGGGAGAUCCCAAUUUGAAGCAUGUAUAGGGCCGGAUGUCGACCUAUUCAAAGCAUACGACCGACCUCCUACUUUCUUCAAUGCGGCACGCACGAUUCUCUGCAUCGAGGGUAUCAUGCAACCUUGGAGCUCGGAAGAGUUUGUCGAUUUGUAUCAGCAAAGCCUAUUUAUUCUGAAUAAUGUGAAACCUGAUUUGACUGUUGUCGAGCCACUUUUCACGCCCGGUCUUACUUUGUGUAACCAUCUGGGCAUCAACUGGAUCGUACUGGCGCCAAACACGAUUAAAGAUUUUGCGGUUCCUCUGCAACCAGGGCUUGCAGCUCUGUGGAGGUAUCCCAUAGUCUGUUCAGGAAUGCCAUUUCCGCUUCCUGUUUAUCUCAUCCCUGCCAAUAUUGCUCUUAAUCUCGUUGCUGUAUACAUGCUACUUACGGCCCAAAGAGUCAAAAAUGCCGAGACGUUGUUGAAAAGUCGGGUUGGAGAGAGCAUCCAACUGAUGACUGCCAACGAAUUGGGCGUGUUGAAGCCUGCCCCGGCUGGGCUACGGAUCCUUGUCGCGAACAGCGCCGAUCUGGAUUACCCCUUUGACAUAUUACCUUCCCAUGUUAUCCCAUGUGGUCCUAUUAUUCGUCCCUCCCUUGAUCUCGGUAAAGUGGAUCAAUCCUUGGAAAUUUGGCUUGCUAGAGAGCCCACGGUCUAUGUCAAUCUUGGCACCCAUCUAGCGAUGACCAAAUCGGAAGCGGUCGAAAUGGCAGCUGCCUUUCGUCAAGUUUUAGAUAUGGCAGACGCGAGGGGUCGAAAAUUACAAAUUCUAUGGAAACUCAAGAUCAAAGGGGUGGCAAGUGAGGACAAGGUUGCUCCAAACGGCCCAGAGCAACACGAGGAGGACGUUUACAAUGCCAUUCGUAGGCACUUGGGGAAAGAGAUAGAUAAUGACCAGAUCAGACUCACGAAUUGGGUUACGGCUGAGCCAAAAUCUGUGCUCGAAUCUGGUCAUAUCAUCUGUUCAGUGAACCAUGGUGGUGCAAGCUCCUUUAACGAAGCAUUGUGCGCCGGGGUCCCGCAACUUGUUUUGCCAGGGUGGGCAGAUUGCUAUGAUUUUGCCAACAGGGCAGAGCUCAUUAGAAUCGGCCGAUGGGGGAACAAGAAGGCAAAGCCGAGAUGGCAGAAAGAUGAGCUAUGCGAAACCCUUGCGCAAGUUAUCUUUGGAGCCGAGGCGGAGGAAAUCAACCUACAAGCCAGAAAGUUCGCUCGGAAAUAUGCCGAAGGGGAUGGGAGGCGCUUCGCGGCGGAGGUUCUCUUGGAUGCUUUAGUGACAAGCUCAUAAUAGUUGUAACGACUUUGGCUAUAGAUAAUACAUAUAUUCCGU
Messenger RNA from Trichoderma harzianum CBS 226.95, 1581 nucleotides. RefSeq names its product glycosyltransferase family 1 protein. The transcript is spliced from 3 exons. The record is from RefSeq and is a predicted model, not a curated record. The coding region runs from base 1 to 1539 and encodes 512 amino acids. NCBI's taxonomy places the organism in Eukaryota, Fungi, Ascomycota, Sordariomycetes, Hypocreales, Hypocreaceae.